AGUCGUGGCCAAGAGCCGAAGCGUGAUACUCGCGGUCUUUGAAAGAUACUUCUCGUCACGUGCUCGCGAUGUAGUCUAUUAUUUACCUCAGAUUUUGAGUAUAACUUAUCGCUGGAACAAUGGCAGACAAGAAAGACGAUCCUCGGGAAGUAUUGUCCCUCUUAAAUUCUCUCGGAUUUGUCGGAAUAACGGCACAGCAACUGAAGGCAUUCAUGAAAGACUUGAAAAUGCAUAGAAAAAUAAGAGAGAGGGAGCGACAGCAGUGGAAAGAGGAUACGAAGAAGAAAAUCCUUUUACGGCAGCAGCAGCUGUACAGAGAAGUACUGCACGAGCAUAAAACUGAGACAGGGGGCUUAAACAGCCGGACAGAAAGUACAAUAUCGUCAGAAUCUUCAACGUUUCAUGAUGACUCAUCUUGCAAAUUAGUAACAGUGAAAAUCCGUUGUUUUCCCAAAGACAAGGAGGACGAAAUAGCAAAGGAAAAUCACCACAACUACGUUAUACCGGCAAAGAAAACUGGCUCAGCUAAAACGCACACCUCUUGGGCUGAGGAGUUUCGACAAAAUAGCCUCAAUUCAGACAACGGAUACAAUACCAGCUCCUCGAGUUUGAUCAAUGAAUCUCAUCGUCACUUCGAUCGGUUGAAUAAUAUUAGCCAAAAUCACAGUGCCGGCGCGUCCACAGACAGUACAAAGUAUAUAUCGUUGGAGAAAUCGAGGAGCAGAGCCACCAGAUCUGAACAAAAUUUGAAACAAACAAAUCUCGCCCCUGCCAAAUCAUCCACAGGACAAAAGGCUUCAAGUUCUCGCAGUGCUCCAGUUAUCUCUGAAAAUUGCAAACGCAGUCAAACUACCGAAGUUCAUGCCAAUCCACCGCCAUCGAGAAGCUCCAUUCAAUCAAGACCAAAAUCAUGUGAGGAGCGAAUUAUUUCACCUCGAUCAAAAAUUAUAAGGCCCUGGAGACUUCAGCCAGAGUCCCAUAGAUCCUGUACGAAUACAAAGUCUGAUCCAGUCGCGCUGUAUCAAAAGUACAAAGAAGAAUGGAAGCAGCUUGCUCUGCCUGGAGAGGAGAAUCAUGCUGGAGUCAGGUGGGCGGUAAGGGAAAAAAUGCUUGGACUGGAUCCAAAUCCACGGCCGAUAUUGAAAAAAAGCUGCAGCACGUCGGCAAUAAAAAAGAGAUGAUUAAUUACCAUGAUUCUUUAUUAUAAUUAAACGCGUUAAUCAUUAUUAAUAAUUAUAUGAAUUUGGACAUAAACACACUCGUUAUUGUAAAAAUGAUGAUAUCGUGUAUUAUACUAAAUAAUUAUUCAACUAUAUUGCAACGAUUUUAUUAAACUGAUGAUAUAUGUGAUGCCUGUCGAAAGAACGAAAUCCUUAACGGAAAGAAUGUCAUUAUUUUGGUAAAGAUAUUUUAAUCAAUUUAUAAAUAUGUAAAACGUAGAUGUAAGUUUAGCCUUAAACAAAGUGAUGAUUAAUUCAGAAUUGUGAUUGUAACCACGCAGAUCGAUUUAGUAAAAAAAAAAGGCG
This is a messenger RNA of Neodiprion fabricii, 1526 nucleotides long. RefSeq lists its product as uncharacterized. The transcript has 4 exons. The record is from RefSeq and is a predicted model, not a curated record. NCBI's taxonomy places the organism in Eukaryota, Metazoa, Arthropoda, Insecta, Hymenoptera, Diprionidae. Gene Ontology annotation, cellular component: non-motile cilium; centriole. Gene Ontology annotation, biological process: cilium assembly. The coding region runs from base 120 to 1181 and encodes 353 amino acids.